UUUCUCGAACCAGUCCCACUAUUAAGUCUACAGAACGCAUUUUCUCAUAUAACGGCUCUCACUUCAGCAAACAAUAACAAACAGUAACUCACCUCUCUUAACUCUCACCUCCCCAUUUCGCUCUCCAGAGCAAUUUUCCGAAAAGCUUUCCCACCCAUUGGAACCAUCCUCCCAGCCACCCACCACCUCCCGAAAACGCACAUGACUUUUUCGCAAAUCCCUUCCAUCCGCACAGUGUUUUUGUUAUUUUCUCAAAACACGAUCCGGUCGUCCUCGCCAUCGUCAUCGUCGUCGUCCUCGUGAACCGUAAGCGCGCCUUCGGUUGGAAUUCCAAGCCAUCCCUACAACAGCCAGCCAGCUAGCCAGCACACGACUUCGAUGGGCGGUCGAUCCGGUGCCAGCGCCUGGAAGUAGGCCACCUCAGUUGCUCUCGAGCGGUGUUCCGAGAUAAGCGUGCUUUUUUUUCGGGGACGAUCUGCUACGGUGCCGUGCCGCGCCGGUAUUGGGAACGAGAAUCUGUGUGUUAUUUCAGCAAGUUUUUUCCGUACAUUUUACGGGGCAAAAACGGGUCACACACGGUUGACCGGGAACGGGUCUCGAGUCCGAGAUUUCCCCCAUUUCAGGGGCGCGUGGCGUGAUGGAGUCGGGAUUUUGACCGGUGGAGGGCUCCGGUGCAGAAGAGAAUUCGCGGUCAUUCCGCCGUGUGUCGUUAGAGGGCUCUGCCUGGUAGGGCAGCAGCAGCAGCUGUAGAGCGGCGAUAAUCGAUAGCCUCGCGAAAACGGAAGCCGAGGCCCGCACGCGAGUGUCGCAAGUGGGAAGUGCGUUUUCGGGCACGUUGUUUUGAGGGAAAAGUUUUUUUUUGUUGUGCGAGGCUGGGCGGAUGAAAAUUGAUUAUUAAUAGGGAAAAAGUUAUUUGUGUCGUUUGGCUGUUUUGUUUGCGAAGAAGAGUGUGGGCGGUACAAGUGUGGAAUUUGCAAAUAUGAAAAUCUGCUAAAUUGCGGUCAUUUUAUGGUGGAAAGUGUUUUGCUCGGUUUGAAGGGAUCAUUGCAGUCAAGUCCUCUGGGUGUAUCCUCAUAUGAAAUGUAUUUAUUUGUUGGUAUAGACGGGGUGGAGGAAAUGUUGCAACAUUAGCUCAAUUUCAUACGUGAUCUGUGUGUUUGAAGAGAAGAGAGCCACCUCGGUGAGUUAGUACGACAGUGUUUGGGGGCAAACGAACCCAAAAGGGUAGAAAAAAAUCCCACCACCCGUGUCCGGAUUCUCGGAAUGAAGAUUUCAGACCAUGCCAAGAGUAUAAGUGCAAAUAUAGAAACUUGCUCAACGUGAAUCGAUUCUGCUAUACUUAGCUCUAGUCAGUGACCCGUAUACAGAGUGUGUUUGAGUAAUGGUUCAACCAUAAGUGUGCGGUUUGUAAAUCCUGCAGUAAGUUCAAGUGGAAAUUAAAAGCGUGCUUGUGGUGAUACUCCCUCAGUCCCAACUUGAAACAAAAGAAGAACAUUGUGCUACCCACUUCCUGCCGAAAAACCAAAUUCAAACUGACAGCUUGAAUUUCGGAAUCAUCCAACCUUUAACUGAGAAGGGAAAGACGACAUCCUGGGAUUAUCAUCGAGGGUACCGCACCCGCAGCAACACGCCGGAAGAUUUACCACACUAACCAAGUCAACCAACCAAGACCGACGAAGUCGUUGCCGUCUUCGGCGUAGGUACUGGACCGGCAGAGCGGAGUGGACCCGGCAAAAAGUACCUACCUACCCGAGGGAAAUCGAACACCCGCCAAUGCUGGUGGAUAGAGCGUUCGGUUGCUGGUUCGCUCCUUGUUUCACGUGGGGUACGCUUUUGCCGUGGUGGCGCGACGUGGCCAUGACCAGACUAACUGAUGUUGUGGCAGUGCGGCUCAUCGCAAGCGAAGCAGAAAAAUAGCUCGGCACCACCACCCGCCCCAUAAGAACCAUUCAUUCGGGUUAGUCGAUUCGAGAGAAACCACCCUCGCUUCACGUCGUAACCAACCGACCGACAUCGGCGACACAGGAAGCAUAGGAAAGCAAAGGGGAACAUAAAUUAGAGAGACCAAUAAAUUUCGCCCCACCACACGCCCCCGCUUCGUCAUUUGCUCGUCGUUUGCCUUAUGGAACCGUGUGGACUUCGUCGGGAGUUCGGGAAUGUGUUACGUUACAAUUACGGGACGGACGGAAGAAGAAGACCAAACGAGUUGAGUAAGGUUCAGGACGGAAUCGUGAAGCAAAAAAUCCAUUAAAAGAAAUAACGAAAACCAGCAGCACCCCAAACCCUGGCGGGUUGGAGUGCGGAGGAGGCUCAAGGUCCGGAAAGGUGCUUACCGAGAAUAAAUAUUUUCAAGACCAAUCCACGGCAAAGAGAAAGAGCAGAAGUUCUGUUUUCCGGCGAAAAGGUAGCCUAGUGCUUGGGAUUGAAGUUUAGGAAAAUAACCUGAAGGAAGGGAAAGCGUGGUUUGUGAAGCGUUUGUCAGAAAAAGGCAUUUUUGCUCUAAGUGAAAGCCAGCAACGGAACGGAGUGGGUCAAUUUCGAUUGUGACAAAUGUGUCAUUGUUGUGACCCAUUUCAGGUAUCAAUUUGUUUCGAUUUGAAUGGAAGUGCACGAGGCAGGUGAAAAAAAGAUCACGGUCGGCGGUGUAAAGAUUGAAGUUCCUUUCGGUGUAGUGUUGGUGAAUCAAGCGAGACAAAUGUAAUCGAACGGAAACAAGGAUCACAUUUCAACUCCGCUGGAUUGGAAAAAGAAGCAACAGAAAAACUCACUGAAACCUGUGCAGUGCUACACAGCGAUCUACCGCAUACCACAGCAGCAGCGUCACUGUGCUGUGGGGAGGUGGCAUCCAAUGCAAUAAACCAUUCCGCAAUCGCAAAAGAGAAUCAGCAUAUGUGCGCUUGCUUGGUCGCUGCUGCCGCACGAUUUAUGAGCCAAUGUAAGCACCGGGGUAUUAGUUUGGAUUCAAUUUCACCACUUCGGAUUGCAGGAGAAUAAAAGAAAAAAAAAGCUGCGGCUGCUGAAUGAACCGAUUGCAAUUAAAAUCUGCAUCCCAUCUGCAUCAUCACCAUCAUCAACAUAAUCUCGACCGUAGUCGGUCCAACUGUUAACGUCUGAUUGGUUUCGUCGGGUCGGAAAGUGUCAUCAUACCUCGGGGCCCGUUUCCGGAGUGACCGCAAAGUGUCGCCCCCAUCACCACGUUGUUGCGGACAGAGAUCAAAACGAGUUCCUUGCAGGUGUUGUUCGACUUUGAUAAAUCCCAGGGAGCCACCGCCCCAACCGUCACCCGGUUCGCCUCCACCAUCAGGGAGCCUCACCACCACCGGCAGACGGGGUGGGUGGCACCGGGUGGGGGCCAUGCGUCGCCGGAAGCCGACCGAGGGCUUCCUCCUGUGCGGUCUCUUCUUCUGGACGCUACUGGUGCAUCUGAUCUCGACAUGCCUGGCCAUCCAGCUGGAGGAACGGAUGGAAAUCGUGCGGAAAGUGCUCAAAGAAGUGCCUUUGAUCGAUGGCCACAACGACCUGCCGUGGAACAUCCGAAAGUUUCUCAAGAAUCAACUGAGGGAGUUUCGCUUUGGCGAAGAUCUACGCGAUAUUACACCGUGGUCGACCAGUGCUUGGAGCCACACCGACUUGCGUCGGUUGAAGGAAGGGAUGGUAGCGGCACAGUUUUGGUCAGCAUAUGCGCCUUGCUCCUCGCAGCAUCUCGAUGCGGUGCAAUUAACAUUAGAACAGAUAGACUUAAUACGCAGAUUAGUGAAUCUCUACCCGCAGCACAUGGCUCUGGUGACGACAGCAGACGGCAUCGAGGAGAGCCAUCGUUCCGGCAAGUUGGCCAGCCUGAUAGGCAUCGAGGGCGGCCAUUCGAUAGGGACCAGUCUGGGGGUGCUGCGAACCUUCUACCAGUUGGGUGCACGUUAUCUGACUCUAACGCACACUUGCAACACACCGUGGGCCGAUUGCUGCAAAGUUGAUGAACCGGGUCAGGUCCCCCACAUUGGGGGCCUGUCGCACUUCGGUACCCUGGUGGUCACUGAGAUGAAUCGGCUGGGGAUGAUCGUCGAUUUGUCGCACGUUUCCGUUCCGACGAUGCUGGACGCACUGGCCACCUCGAAGGCACCGGUCAUCUUUUCCCACUCGUCGGCCCACGCUAUUUGCAAUAGCUCCCGAAACGUGCCGGACCACGUGCUGAAACGAUUGUCUGCCAACGGUGGCCUGGUGAUGGUUGCAUUCUAUCCACAUUUCGUUAGUUGUGGCGAGAAGGCAACCCUCAAGGAUGUUGUCGCGCACAUCAAUCACAUCCGGGACGUGGCCGGUGUGGACCACGUGGGCAUCGGAGCCGGCUACGACGGUGUUAAUCUAGUGCCCCAAGGGCUGGAGGAUGUCUCGCGGUAUCCGUAUCUGUUCGCCGAGCUGCUGGAGUCGGAGAAGUGGACCGAGGAGGACAUCGCCAAGCUGGCGGGGAAAAAUUUAAUUAGAGUUUUCAAACAAGUAGAACAGGUGCGAGACCAACUGGAGGCCCAGGGCAUGCUGCCGAUCGACCAAUCGAUCCCACCGGAGGACAUCCUCGGGAGGUCCUACUGCCGCUACUCGGGGCCACGAACGUGACGUAAACGAAAUCUUCCCGUAAGCUACUACUAUAAGGUAUUCCCUUGAACCAAAACAGAAUCAUGCUACCGAUAGGAUUGAUCUUCGAAAGAAUCCGGUAAAAGUACAAUCGUAUUAAGUUCAUCCUUACAGAAGGGAAAAAACGAAAUCAAACUAGCACAUUCACAACCACAACAAAAAAAAAGAACUCACUUUGUACACAUUCACACUACCUGACUGUAGGAUAUUCAAAUUCACCGGUAAAAGGUCAUGUUUUUGCCAGUGGCAAAAGCUGAAUAGGAGACAACUCAUUCUGCGCGUAGAUAAAAAUCUUAAACCAAAACUACAACAAGCCAACAAUCAAACAACCAACUCACACGUAAAAAAGGAUGAUUUUAAGAAAACAAAAGAAAAAGUUCGCAUAUCAUACAGAAGCGGCAGCCCGCAUAAAAGGUGGGCGGCAAACAAGAAGCAGAACUCAUCACUACCGAAUUUUUUCCAAGAAAACCAAAUUUUCGUAUAUUUUUCUAUUUGUAAAAUAAAAGUGCAACGAUAGCGUUAUAAUCCGAAAGAGAGAAACUGCUCGAGAGAGGAAAAGAUGUAAAAAUUUGAAGACAGAAAGUUAAACUAUUUAGGGCAAACUAACAGAUGGACUAACGAAGUUACGAAAUUCGAAUGUUAAGAGAUGGGAAAAAAAUUCUAAAUGACAAACAGAUAAGGAUAAAAAGAAAACCUUUAGGCUAAUUGUGUAUAAAAGCAUUAAACCAGUGAACGAUACCAAUGAAAUUUAAUCAAACGAUAACUGUGUAGAAAUUAUUGACAUGUUACAUACCGAAUAAACCCGAACUAGGAGUGUCUACAAGUGCUCCGGAUUUUGUAACGACAGAGGCUUGGUUUGGGGUGUGAGCUGUUUGGGAAAUGUUGAAGCGAACGAACACAGCAAAUAAUUUUGUAAUAUCCAUGCGGGCAACUUCUAGCAAUGUGUCCAUUUUUUAACGUAAUUUUACUCGGUGGCAUCGUUCUCCAACAAUUAUCACUCUCACCAUGUACAUCCUAGUUGGCACCGGAAAGUAUCAACAAACCCGU
Aedes albopictus (Asian tiger mosquito) is the source of this 5670-nucleotide messenger RNA. RefSeq names its product dipeptidase 1. The coding region runs from base 3355 to 4605 and encodes 416 amino acids. The transcript is spliced from 12 exons. Gene Ontology annotation, molecular function: metallodipeptidase activity. NCBI's taxonomy places the organism in Eukaryota, Metazoa, Arthropoda, Insecta, Diptera, Culicidae. Gene Ontology annotation, biological process: proteolysis. The record is from RefSeq and is a predicted model, not a curated record.